AUGAAGACCACCACCGCUCUUUUGGCUCUUGCCGCCGCGGCUGAGGGUUCUCCAUUGUUCUCCAAGCGGGGCAGCGCGAACGAUAUCUUCUAUGACAAGGAAAGGUUCUGCAAGGGCUGGGACUUCAAGACCAUCGAGGGCGUCGAGAAGCUCUGGGAAGAAACCGCUGCCGGUGUCUCCCUUGAGCUAUUCAUCAAGAACCACUGGGAGCACUCGAAGAACUGGCUCGUGAAUCUUGAGGACCAGGUGAUGGGGGGCACUGACGGCAAGUCUGGUGCUAGCGACUGUGCCCUCCUCGGAACACCCUGCAACCCCAUGAACGGCAUCGGUUGUGAGGAGCAGUUCGACAAGUAUGGCAAGACAUUUAUCGGCAAGAACUCGUACUGGACGUUCCAGGCCGUCAAGGGCAUGCAUGGCAAAUUCGCCGAGCUACACCGCCGGCUGACCACCGAGACUCUGGUCAAUGGUCUCAAGAUCGGGCAGAUGCUCGAGGACUUUGGCGGAAGCGAGAAAGGGGGAGGUAAUAUGAGGGGCUGGCUUUCAGCGGCCGCGACCAUGGGUAAUGCCCUUGGUGGCCUUAUGCCUGGAGUGGGCAAUGGCAUCUCUGCCGGUAUGGGUAUCUUGGCAGGUAUCAUGUCCGGCCUCUCCUUGGGCGAGGAUGAGGAUGACGGCGCUGCUACUAUAUCAGACGGUCUUGCCGACCUCUUCAAGAAUGCCUCAGUCAAGCUCGAGAAUACCCUCCGAAUUGCUACUGGAGGCGGCGAAAACGACGGCGAGUAUGACUCACUCCCCGCUCCCGUGUGGGAUACAUACGAGACCAAGAUCGCCAAGUUCUUCAACGGCGGCUGGUUCCUUCUCAACAACGACGUUGACACCGUGCACGUUACCCUGGGUUCUAUCACCAAUAACAUCCAGAAGAAGGUCGCCAACGAUGUUAUGAAGGCCUCCAAGCUUUAUCUUGUCGCCGAUAAGCUCGGCAGCAAGAACACUCGUGAGGAUUGCGAUGAAACCACCACUGGUCGGCACUGGUUGCCUCUUCGUGACGGCGAGGAGUACUGCUGGUAUAUCAUGCGAAACAAUCCCAACCCCAAUCAGUUUAAAGAUUGGACCGAAGUUGAUGAAGAUAUCUACAAGAAGAUGGGAGACUUCGGUCUGGGUGAUCGCGAGACCUACUACAAGGCUCUGAUCGACUGCGCACUGAACAAAGGCGAUAGUGACGACGUUGACACUAGCAACCUUGUUCAGGGAGAGAUCCCCCGAUGCUUUUUCAACUUGAAUACUGGGUUUGUUGAACGUGAUCCCACACAUGGCUGCGGAAGCCCCAUCGACCACGAGGACUGCGACUACCGCAGGUUCAAACCUCUCAAAUGA
Messenger RNA from Fusarium subglutinans, 1371 nucleotides. RefSeq lists its product as uncharacterized. Bases 1 to 1371 code for a protein of 456 amino acids. NCBI's taxonomy places the organism in Eukaryota, Fungi, Ascomycota, Sordariomycetes, Hypocreales, Nectriaceae. The record is from RefSeq and is a predicted model, not a curated record. The transcript has 3 exons.